AUGCAAACGUCUCAGAAGCAUCACAGUGCAGCUGGACUGCACAUGCUGUAUCCUCAAGUCUACUCUUCACCUCAGUUUCAGGUGAUAGACAACAGUGGCUUCUCUGAUGCCCCAUCCAAAGAGCACUUCUUCACUCUCGAUACCUCCACUGCUUCUGGUAGUCUUCCUUCCUAUGACUCCCCUUCUGUGAGCAUCACAUCUGGCCGGAGCCCCUUUUCUCCUCAGGGCUCUCAGUCAUGCAUCUCUGAUCUCCAUCCUUCCCCUGACAACGUCUGUGGAUCUCCCUUGAGCGGGGCGUCUUCUUAUGUCUAUGACGAAGCAGGGGUCAAGAGUAAGAUUCGGGAACUUGAGGUCUCGCUGCUGAGUGGUGAUUCUAAAGUUGAAGAGUUCUCAGGUUUCAGCCCCGCUGUUGGGAAGUCGUGGAACUGGGAUGAACUCUUGGCAUUGACUCCACAGCUGGACUUGAAAGAAGUGCUGCUGGAGGGGGCUCGGGCGGUCGCUGACGGAGAUUUCGCUACAGCAUAUGGAUUCCUCGAUGUCUUGGAACAGAUGGUGUCGGUCUCAGGCAGUCCGAUCCAACGGCUAGGUACUUACAUGGCAGAAGGGCUUAGAGCGAGGCUUGAGGGGUCUGGGAGCAAUAUAUACAGAGCCUUGAAAUGCAAUGAACCAACGGGAAGGGAACUCAUGUCUUACAUGGGCGUUCUCUACGAAAUCUGCCCCUACUGGAAAUUCGCAUACACAGCUGCGAAUGCUGCGAUCUUGGAAGCAAUGGCUGGGGAAACCAGAAUCCAUAUUAUCGACUUUCAGAUUGCACAGGGAUCACAAUACAUGUUUCUCAUCCAGGAGCUUGGGAAACGCCCUGGUGGGCCGCCGUUGCUGCGUGUGACGGGUGUGGAUGAUUCACAGUCUAAUUUUGCCCGUGGGGGAGGGCUUAGCUUGGUAGGGGAGAAGCUCUCAAAGUUUGCGCAGUCAUGUGGUGUCCCCUUUGAGUUUCAUGAUGCAGUCAUGUCCGGGUGCAAGGUUAAGCGGGAACACUUGGGGGUGGAACCUGGCUUUGCUGUUACUGUGAAUUUCCCGUACAUGUUACACCACAUGCCUGACGAGAGCGUAAGUGUUGAGAAUCACAGGGACAGGCUGCUGCAUCUGAUAAAGAGCCUCUCCCCGAAAUUGGUGACGCUAGUGGAGCAAGAAUCCAACACAAACACAUCGCCUUUCCUGUCACGGUUUGUGGAGACACUGGAUUACUACACAGCAAUGUUUGAGUCGAUAGAUGCAGCGAGGCCACGGGAUGAUAAGCAGAGGAUCAGUGCGGAGCAACACUGUGUGGCGAGAGACAUAGUGAACAUGAUAGCAUGCGAGGAGUCAGAGAGAGUGGAGAGACACGAGGUGCUGGGGAAGUGGAGGGUGAGAAUGAUGAUGGCUGGGUUCAUGGGAUGGCCGGUCAGCACAUCGGCAGCGUUUGCAGUGAGUGAGAUGCUGAAAGGUUACGAUAAAAACUACAAACUGGGAGGGAGCGAAGGCGCGCUAUAUCUUUUCUGGAAGAGGAGAGCCAUGGCUACAUGUUCCGCCUGGAAGCCAAACCCAACAAACCAGAUUGGGUAG
Messenger RNA from Arabis nemorensis, 1602 nucleotides. The record is from the annotation of a GenBank genome assembly. NCBI's taxonomy places the organism in Eukaryota, Viridiplantae, Streptophyta, Magnoliopsida, Brassicales, Brassicaceae.